CAGGCGGUUCGCGCAAACGUGCGUCUGUGUGUGAAAAAAUGCUUUCACUUUCAAUUCCAGGGUCCAUUGAUUCACUCGAGGCGCAACAUCCAGAACAAGUAAAAAAAAGAGGGAAAAAAAACUCGUAAAACAAAGUCGACUCAGGGAAACGGAAGAACACUUUAGGAGACCCCGCAAUGGCGUUUAAGUACCCGACUGCCCGAAGAGAUGAGGAUAAGGUGGAUGACUACCAUGGAACUAAGAUCUGUGAUCCCUAUGCAUGGCUGGAGGACCCUGAUGGUGCAGAAACGAUGGCCUUUGUUGAGGAGCAGAACAAACUGACCAUGCCGUACCUGGAGCAGUGUGCUGUUCGGGCUCAGUUCCACAAGCGCCUCACUGAGCUCUAUGACUAUCCUAAAUACAGCUGUCCUUACAAAAGAGGGAAGAGGUAUUUUUACUACCACAACAAAGGGCUACAGAACCAAGAUGUGCUGUAUGUGCAGGACACUCUGGAUGGACCAGCCACAGUCUUCUUGGACCCAAAUGAACUCUCUGAAGAUGGCACUGUGGCACUAAAGAUGGGCCGUCUGUCGGAAGAAUGUGAAUAUUUCGCAUAUGGUUUGAGUAACAGUGGCUCUGACUGGGUAACAGUGCGUUUCAUGAAGGCUGAUGACCUCACCCCACUGCCUGAUGUACUCGAGAGGGUUAAAUUCAGCUGUCUGGCCUGGACUCAUGAUGCAAAGGGUGUCUUUUACAACUGCUACCCACGCCAGGAGGGCAAAACAGAUGGCACAGAAACUACUAGCAACAUUAAUCAAAAGCUCUACUACCAUGUCAUCGGCACUGAACAGUCACAAGACAUUCUGGUUGCAGAGUUCCCUGACCAUCCAAAGUGGCACAGCGCAGUAACUGUAAGUCUGAAAUAUCAGAUCGAUGGUAGAUAUGCUGUUUUGUCCAUCACUGAAGGCUGUAAGCCAGUCAACCAGCUGUGGUACUGUGACCUUCAGCAGCUCCCCAAUGGCAUCACAGGGCUGCUGCCAUGGGUCAAACUUGUGGACAACUUCGAAGCCCAAUACUCUUACAUCACCAAUGAGGGAACUGUAUUCACUUUCCGCUCCAACUUUGAUGCUCCUCGAUACUGUAUCAUCAACAUAGACAUUCAGAAACCAGACAGACAGCACUGGACUACCCUCAUACCACAGCACAACAAGGAUGUCCUGGGCUUUGUCUCCUGUGUGAACCAGCACCACCUGCUGGUCAACUAUGUUCAUGACGUGAAGGAUAUCCUGCAGGUGUAUGAGUUGUCCACAGGCCGGCUGGUCAGGGACCUGCCGCUGGAUGUUGGCACAGUGGCCGGUGUGAGCUGCAAGAAGAAACACUCAGACUUCUUCUACAAGUUCACCUCCUUUACUACGCCAGGUAUCAUUUACCACUGUGAUCUAAGUGAGCCAAACCCAGAGCCCAAAGUAUUCAGGGAGGUGAUCGUAGAAGGCAUCAAGCAAGAAGACUACCAGACCAGCCAGGUAUUUUAUCCCAGUAAAGAUGGAACCAAGAUUCCCAUGUUCCUAGUCCAUGCCAAGGGCCUGAAGAAGGAUGGAACUCAUCCUGUUUUCCUUUAUGGAUAUGGAGGCUUUGAGGCUUCCAUACAACCAUACUAUAAUGUUUCUUACCUCCUGUAUGUGAGACACCUGGGAGGGAUUCUGGCAGUAGCCAACAUCAGAGGGGGUGGAGAGUAUGGCCUCACCUGGCACAAAGCUGGUACUUUAGGGAACAAGCAGAAUUGCUUUGAUGACUUCCAGUGUGCAGCAGAGUAUCUGAUCCAAGAAAAGUACACCACAGCCAGCCACAUUGCUAUCAAUGGAGGCUCGAAUGGAGGGCUGCUAGUGGCGGCAUGUGUGAACCAGCGUCCAGACCUAUUCGGCUGUGCUGUGGCUGAAGUUGGAGUGAUGGAUAUGCUGAAGUUCCACAAAUUCACCAUUGGCCACGCCUGGACCACUGACUACGGCUGUUCUGAUGACCCCGAGCAGUUCAAGUGGCUCAUCAAGUAUUCACCUCUCCAUAAUCUGCCUCAGCCACCUUACUCUGGCCCUCCCUACCCUGCUGUCCUGCUUCUGACAGCAGAUCACGAUGAUCGUGUGGUGCCUCUGCACACCCUGAAGUACUGCGCUGCCUUGCAGUACGGGGUGGGCAGCAGCCCUGUGCAGCGCCAGCCUUUGAUGGUCAGGGUAGACACCCGUAGUGGACACGGUGCAGGGAAACCCACUGCCAAGGCCAUCUUGGAGGACACUCACAUCUUUUCCUUCAUUGCUGAGACCCUGGGGCUCAGCUGGAAGGAGUGAGGAGAACACAACAGGGAAAGGGAGGUAACUGCUAUGCACAGUGAGGGAGGCUUUUAAAAGGAUGAUGGUUACUUUUUUAAACUUCUUUUUAUCUUGAUUAAAACUGUAGAAAUAAGAUCUGAUUAGAGGGAAGUGAUGUGUUUGAAGUCAGGGAGAUGGGAAGAUAGAGAUGAGAAGAAUGUUAAGUGAAAGAUAGGAAUCCAGUGAAGAAAGAACGAAUGUCAUAUAAUCAAUAACCAACAACUACAAUAUGGUAAAAAUCUGAGAAACUCCCCUUAAUACAUCUUUUAACACAGCUCUUAACUGCAGAUUAUCUUAACCAAUCAAAUGCACUAAAGACAUUUUUUGAAUGACAUUGAAUUUGAAAAGUUUCAAUAAAACCUUUAUUUGCA
Messenger RNA from Lates calcarifer (barramundi perch), 2710 nucleotides. RefSeq names its product prolyl endopeptidase. NCBI's taxonomy places the organism in Eukaryota, Metazoa, Chordata, Actinopteri, Centropomidae. Gene Ontology annotation, biological process: proteolysis. Gene Ontology annotation, molecular function: oligopeptidase activity; serine-type endopeptidase activity. Gene Ontology annotation, cellular component: cytosol. The transcript is spliced from 15 exons. Bases 177 to 2318 code for a protein of 713 amino acids. The record is from RefSeq and is a predicted model, not a curated record.